This is a messenger RNA of Neoarius graeffei (lesser salmon catfish), 884 nucleotides long. RefSeq names its product PYD and CARD domain containing (gene pycard). The transcript is spliced from 5 exons. NCBI's taxonomy places the organism in Eukaryota, Metazoa, Chordata, Actinopteri, Siluriformes, Ariidae. The record is from RefSeq and is a predicted model, not a curated record. Gene Ontology annotation, biological process: regulation of apoptotic process. The coding region runs from base 219 to 536 and encodes 105 amino acids.
UUUAUCUCUACAUGCAUGAACACUGAUGAAACCCAUGAAAGGUGAAACUACUUUGACAGACUCUCACCACCAGGACGAGGAGCAGUGAGUUCUGCUGGGUCACCGAGUUGAGUGACGGUGAAAAGGGCGGUGAUUUUGGUGAUACCGGGGGAAGGCGCGCGCUUCGGGUCUGCAGGGUUCUGGUUCAGGUUCUGAGAUUCAGCUCAGAUCAGGACACAAUGUCAGGGGUCAUACCAGUUCUGGAGGAGGUGGAUCAGUUGAAACGACCAUGUGGUGCCGUCUUCAUCGAUCAGCAUGUGGACGUACUGAUACAGAAAACCUUCAGUGUGGAACCCAUCCUGGACAAACUCCUGAGUCUGUUGGUGAUCACCAAUGAGGAGUACCAAGAAGUUAAAACUGAGAAAACACCUCAGAAACAAAUGAGGGUUUUACUGAACGAGCUGAUAAGAGCCAAAGGCGAUACAGGAAAACAGAUUCUGUACAAAACUCUGAAGGAAGAGCAGCCGUUAAUAAUGCAGGACUUCGGAGCUGCUUAAAGAAUUCAUCAGAUAUUGAUAAGGUUGUUGUCCUUAUUAUUUGUCGUUACUCUCAAUAUCAUAAGAAUACGUCAGAUGUAGUCUGUCUAUAAUAUAAUACAGUUACAUAGAUAGAGAAAGUUACCUUUAUGAUAAAAAAUAUGUAAUAAAUGAAUAAAAAGCUGUGAUCUGCCAGAACAACGAAACAGAAUGUGUGAUAUUUAAUCACAAAUUCACUCACUAAACUAAUCUUAUGAAACUUCACAGCUAUGACCAGUUAUGGAUCACACAUGUGCUGAUUGGGACUGAAAAGAAUUUGAUGCAAAGGUUUAUAUGGUGAAUAAACAUUGUUUAAUUUCAUUAUAAAAA